UUCUCUGAUGAUCCACUUCUUGUAAUAAUAACAAAAACAGAGUGGUUUCUCUAUGAGAUCAACAUUUCUGUUGUUGUUGUUCCUUAGUCUCCUCAAUCUUCUCUUUGUCUCUGUUUCAUGUGCUUCUUCCAUCGAGUUUGUUUACCCUAAUUUCACAGCUUCUAACCUCAGAUUCGUGGAUAGCUCUAAAGGAGCUUUCCUCUUCUCUCGUAAUUCCAACUUCAAAGCCGGUUUAUUCAGUCCCGGCGGCGAUGAUUCCUCUACCGGUUUCUACUUCUCUGUCGUCCAUGUCGAUUCCGGUUCAACAAUCUGGUCAUCAAAUCGAGAUUCCCCUGUUUCAAGCUCUGGUAAAAUGAAUCUUACCCCUCAAGGAAUCUCUGUUAUUGAAGAUGGUAAAAGUCAAUUACUCGUUUGGUCAACGCCGGUUUUAGCCUCUCCGGUUAAAUCCCUUCGGUUAACCGACGCAGGAAAUCUCCUUCUUCUUGAUCACUUGAACGUUUCUCUAUGGGAAAGCUUUGACUUUCCCACUGACUCGAUCGUUCUUGGACAAAGACUCAAACUUGGGAUGUUCUUGUCCGGAUCCGUCUCGCGGUCUGAUUUCUCUACCGGAGAUUAUAAGUUCUUGGUCGGUGAAUCAGACUGUUUGAUGCAGUGGAAAGGACAGAAUUAUUGGAAGCUAAGGAUGCAUACACGAGCUAAUGUUGAUUCUAAUUUCCCUGUUGAAUAUCUAACGGUCACUACUUCAGGGUUAGCUCUUAUGGCACGGAACGGGACGGUGGUUGUAGUCCGUGUGGCUUUACCACCGUCCUCUGAUUUCCGAGUAGCGAAGAUGGAUUCAUCUGGUAAAUUCAUCGUUAGUAGAUUCUCCGGUAAGAAUCUUGUGCCGGAAUUCUCUGGUCCUAUGGAUUCUUGUCAGAUUCCGUUUGUCUGCGGUAAGCUCGGGCUUUGUAAUCUUGAUAAUGCUUCGGAAAAUCAGAGUUGUUCAUGUCCAGAUGAGAUGCGAAUGGGUAAGGGGGUAUGUGUUCCGGUUAGCCAAUCAUUGAGUUUACCGGUUUCUUGUGAAGCAAGAAACAUUACGUAUCUCGAACUCGGCCUUGGUGUGUCUUAUUUCUCUACUCAUUUCACUGAUCCUGUGGAACACGGUCUCCCGUUAUCGGCUUGUCAUGAUCUCUGCAGUAAGAAUUGCUCCUGCCUUGGUGUUUUCUUUGAGAACACGUCUCGGUCUUGUUAUCUGGUUAAGGACUCCUUUGGUUCUUUGUCUCUAGUAAAGAACUCACCAGACAACCAUGAUCUUAUUGGAUACGUCAAGUUGUCUAUCAGAAAACCAACCAUUCAACCUCCGGGAAACAAUAACAGAGGAUCUGGUUUUCCUUUGGUCGCACUUGUGCUCUUACCUUGCUCUGGUUUCUUCCUUCUUAUUGCCUUAGGGCUUCUCUGGUGGAGAAGAUGUGCAGUGAUGAGAUACAGCAGCAUCCGUGAGAAGCAAGUAACUAGACCUGGGUCGUUUGAAUCAGGAGAUCUAGGAUCUUUCCAUAUCCCAGGGUUACCUCAGAAAUUCGAGUAUGAAGAGCUAGAACAAGCGACCGAGAAUUUCAAGCUGCAGAUAGGGUCAGGCGGAUUUGGCUCAGUCUACAAAGGAACUCUCCCGGAUGAAACACUCAUUGCCGUCAAGAAAAUUACAAACCAUGGGCUUCACGGUAGACAAGAGUUUUGCACGGAAAUCGCGAUAAUUGGAAAUAUCCGACACACGAAUCUAGUGAAACUCCGAGGCUUUUGCGCUCGUGGGAGGCAGUUGCUCUUAGUCUACGAGUACAUGAACCAUGGAUCGUUAGAAAAGACUCUGUUUAGUGGGAAUGGUCCGGUGCUUGAGUGGCAAGAAAGGUUUGAUAUAGCGCUUGGGACUGCUCGCGGACUCGCGUAUCUCCACAGUGGAUGUGACCAGAAGAUUAUCCACUGCGACGUGAAGCCAGAGAACAUCUUACUGCACGAUCAUUUCCAACCGAAGAUAUCUGACUUCGGGUUAUCAAAGCUUCUGAAUCAAGAAGAGUCAAGUCUGUUCACGACGAUGAGAGGUACUCGAGGUUAUUUAGCUCCAGAGUGGAUAACGAAUGCAGCUAUCUCUGAGAAAGCUGAUGUGUACAGCUAUGGAAUGGUUUUGUUAGAGCUAGUGAGUGGUCGGAAAAAUUGCUCGUUCCGAUCUCGGAGCAACAGUGUGACGGAGGAGAAUAAUCAGAACCACUCGUCGACUACGACCACUAGUACUGGUUUGGUAUAUUUCCCAUUGUACGCUUUGGAUAUGCACGAACAAGGGAGGUAUAUGGAGCUGGCUGAUCCGAGGCUAGAGGGUCGGGUAACGAGCCAAGAAGCUGAGAAGUUGGUUCGGAUAGCUUUGUGUUGCGUUCACGAGGAGCCGGCGUUAAGGCCGACGAUGGCAGCAGUAGUGGGGAUGUUCGAAGGAAGCAUACCGUUGGGGAAUCCAAGGAUGGAGUCUUUGAAUUUCUUGAGGUUUUAUGGGCUGAGGUUUGCAGAGUCUUCCAUGGUUGAAGGGCAAAAUGGGGAGAGUGAAACUAUGGUCUUCCACCGGCGAGAGAGCUCUAAUAGCGGCGGCUCUAGGCAGUCCGCAUCUUACAUAGCGUCUCAAGAAGUUUCCGGACCACGAUGAGAUUGCCUAAACGUGAAUUUUUUUUGUCUUUUGUAAUAUAUGUUUUUGGUUACU
Molecule: messenger RNA, 2716 nt
Organism: Arabidopsis arenosa
Lineage: Eukaryota; Viridiplantae; Streptophyta; Magnoliopsida; Brassicales; Brassicaceae
Source: the annotation of a GenBank genome assembly